This is a messenger RNA of Rhincodon typus (whale shark), 2451 nucleotides long. Its product is annotated as extracellular calcium-sensing receptor-like. Gene Ontology annotation, cellular component: membrane. NCBI's taxonomy places the organism in Eukaryota, Metazoa, Chordata, Chondrichthyes, Orectolobiformes, Rhincodontidae. Gene Ontology annotation, molecular function: G protein-coupled receptor activity. The record is from RefSeq and is a predicted model, not a curated record. Gene Ontology annotation, biological process: G protein-coupled receptor signaling pathway.
CUCCGUGGCUUGCGAUGGGUCCAAACAAUGAUCUUUACCGUUGACGAAAUAAACAGGGACCCAGAUCUUCUUCCGAACACGACGUUAGGUUACAAGAUUCUGGAUAGUUGUGACGUCUCCUCCGAAGCACUUAAAGGAACUUUCCAGAUACUGAAUGGAGAUGAAAGAGCUUCUUCACAUGACACCUGUUUUGGUUUUUCCUCAGUGCCUAUUGUAAUAGGAGAUGCGGGAUCUUCGCGAUCUGCUGCAGUUUCAAGAAUUUUGGAGGUCUUUGGAAUUCCUUUGAUCAGUUACUUUGCUUCCUGUGCCUGUCUAAGUGACAAAAACGAGUUCCCAACAUUUUUCAGAACAGUACCCAGUGAUGCCGUUCAAAUCAAAGCUUUGCUGAGACUCAUAAAUUAUUUCAAAUGGAGCUGGAUUGGCAUUGUUGCAGUUGACAGCGACUACGGCCGCUUUGCUAUUCAAUCAUUCGCUGAGGAAAUCUGGAACUCUAAUGUCUGCGUCGCCUAUACGGAAUUCAUCUCUUCGGGUGGUGCUAGUGACAGAAUGUCAAAGAUUGCAGAUACGAUCACACAAUCCUCUGCAAAAGUGAUCAUAUUGUUUUGCGGAGAAAGCUACACUUUCGCUUUAAUUCAAGAACUCAAAGUGAGAAACAUCACCGAUUUGCAAUUGAUAGCAAGCGAAGCCUGGGUCACCUCGUCCCUGAUUUGGUCAAAAGAAAGUCAGGACAUUUUGACUGGCACAAUUGGUUUUGGAAUCAGGAAAGCAGAGAUUCCAGGACUAGAUUUUUUAGUUAAAUUUCAUCCUUCCACAUCACCAGAGAAUCCGUUUGUUGAGGAAUUUUGGCAAGAGGUUUUCGGUUGUGAAGUAAGGCCACGUGACAGAACCUCUCCGCAAAACGAGUGGCAAUUUUCUAGCAAACCGUGCACAGGAUCAGAGGAUCUGAAUUUAACUAAGAACAUAUACACCGACGUGUCACAGCUAAGGGUUUCAUACAAUGUUUAUAAAGCAGUUUAUGCUAUAGCACACGCCCUUCAUAAUUUACAAUCCUGCAUAAAUGGAAAAGGGCCGUUUAUAAACAAAACAUGCGGUCAAAGAUCAAACAUCAUACCAUGGCAGCUUUUGCAUUAUCUGAAAGAAGUCAAGUUUAUGAAUAAAUUUGGUGAAGAAGUAAGCUUUGAUAGUAAUGGAGAUCCAAUAGCUUCAUAUGACCUAAUAAACUGGCAAAGGAGUGCUGAUGGAUCCGUUAACUUUGUAAAGGUUGGUUUUUAUGAUGCAGCGUUACCAAAAGGAGAAAAGCUUGUGCUGGCUGAACGCACCAUCGUCUGGCAUGGACAUCAACAUUUGGUACCAGUGUCAGUUUGUAGUGACAACUGUCCAACAGGUACAAGAAAAGCAACUCGGAGGGGUGAGCCUAUUUGCUGCUUUGAUUGUUUACCAUGUGCUGAUGGGGAAAUUAGUAACAAAACAGAUUCUAUUGAAUGCUUGAAGUGUUCAUUAGAUCACUGGUCAAACGACGAAAGAAAUGAAUGUAUUGCAAAGGAAAAUGAAUAUCUUUCCUUUCAGGAUGGAAUUGGAAUAACACUGAUGAUCAUUUCACUACUUGGAGCUUGUGUCACAGGGGCUGUGGCAGCUGUAUUCUUAAAUUUCAUAAAUACUCCCAUUGUCAGGGCCAACAAUUCGGAACUAAGCUUUCUUCUACUAAUCUCAUUAAUACUGUGCUUUCUGUGCUCCAUUGCAUUCAUUGGACAGCCAUCACCAUGGUCAUGCAUGGUGCGGCACACUGUGUUUGGAGUUAGUUUUGCUUUAUGUAUUUCUUGUAUUCUUAGUAAAACCCUGGUAGUCCUAAUGGUAUUUAAAGCAACUCUGCCCGGCAGUAAUAUUAUGAAAUGGUUCGGACCCAAACAGCAAAGGUCAACUGUCUUUUUCUCUACAUUGAUUCAAAUUAUAAUAUGCGUGUUCUGGUUGGUGAUCUCUCCCCCAAUCCCAGCUAAAAACACCAAAUAUCAAAGUGCAAAGAUUAUCCUUGAAUGCGACUUAGGAUCUCCAGUUGCUUUCUGCUGUGUGUUUGGUUACAUUGGGCUCUUGGCUUGUUUAUGUUUAAUUUUAGCUUUCUUGGCCCGAGCGUUACCAGACAAAUUCAAUGAAGCUAAGUUUAUAACAUUUAGUAUGCUCAUUUUCUUUGCUGUGUGGUUAACUUUUGUCCCUGCUUAUGUAAGCACCCAUGGGAAAUAUACAGUGGCCGUGGAAGUGUUUGCAAUUUUAACAUCGAGCUUUGGGUUGCUCAUCUGCAUAUUUACUCCAAAAUGUUAUAUUAUUUUGUUAAAACCAGAAGAAAACACAAGAAAACACUUGAUCACUCAAUCAGAUAGACUUGAGACCAAUUACGUCAAAACACAUAGGCCGCCAAAAGCAUCCUCGGAAACAGAGGGAAUAGAUUAUUAUUGUUGA